Molecule: messenger RNA, 1977 nt
Organism: Daphnia pulicaria
Lineage: Eukaryota; Metazoa; Arthropoda; Branchiopoda; Diplostraca; Daphniidae
Gene: mlt
Product: tubulin-specific chaperone cofactor E-like protein
Exons: 7
Coding region: 288-1700 (470 amino acids)
Biological process (GO): protein folding
Molecular function (GO): alpha-tubulin binding
Source: RefSeq, a predicted model, not a curated record
GCUGGCUGGUUUCUUGUGUUGUUUUUUUUCUUUGUUAGAAAUUCGUAUGUUCGUAGUAUAGCGAGUUCCAACGAAGCAAAGGCCUGAGGUAACCUCUAAGAAGGAAUCUAACUAUAGCUGCCAAGAUUUUGUGUGCCUCUUUUGCUAAAUUCGUAAAUAGGCCUCCAUUGACCUAGAAUUUGUCUCUUUGGUGCUAUACUGUUGAGUGGAAUUCUAGCGUUUUAUGCAAUACUUAAUCAAUCGAAUUCAACAGUUUUGGUUAGCCAGGCUAUUUAUGCUAGAAAAAAAUGCGUUCAAUUACGCAAGCAGUUAGCGAGAAAUAUUCUGAUGAUGACGAGGAUACGUCGGGGUCAGGAUUCAUUUUGUUUGUUCCAAGAUCUUCACCAAGAAAAAGAUUACCCAGCACAUUGAUUCUCGAUCAUUGUGAAAUUGAUUCCGUGGGAGAUGAACAAUCUUUGAGCUCUAUGUGCCAUGAAGUCAACGAGCUUGACCUUGCUCAUAACCAAAUUUCCAAGUGGACAGAGAUUAAUAAAUUGAUUAGCUGUCUUCCUAAGCUGAGUUUUCUCAACUUGAGUUAUAAUGCCUUGGGAAGUGUUAAUGUGAAUGCACCUGAAAGUUCAUACCCAUCUCUGAAGAGGCUGGUGUUAAACCGUGUUGGGAUUCAAUGGAGUGAUCUUGUUCCCUACCUGAUUCUCAUCCCUAAUUUGGAGGAACUACAUCUGAGCUUUAAUCAGAUUGAAAUUUCGGUUGAAGAAGAAGAUAAUGGAAAAACAAUCAGUGAAAUUUUUCCGAAAAUAACAACUUUACAUUUUGAUGGAAAUCGAGUUGAAAAUCGCGACCACCUGCUAUGGCUAUCAUUAAAAUUUCCGUCAUUGACUUCUUUGGUUUUAUGCGACUGUCCCUUGUGGACUUUAAGAUGGAAUUCUCCAGCAGCCCGAAAAGCACAGGGUACAAGUAUGUCCGGAAGUUCUUUCCCAUCAUCCAGCGGUAGUGCUGAUUCUUCAUCUAUGGCUUCGUGUUCUGGUGAUGGAAAGACAAGUCCGUGUUGCGUUCCUUUCCUCGAUCACGAUUGCAGUGAUCAUGCAAAAGAAAACUUCGACGAAUCUUCUAUGUUCCCCCACUUGCGAUCCAUCAGUCUAAACAACAGCAUGUUUGAUUGCUGGGAAGAAAUUGGUCAGCUUCGCAUUUGGCCAUCUUUGGCCGAACUUCGCAUGCAGUCUUGUCCACUUUUUCGGAAACUGACCGAGCACGAGCGACGUGAAUUGACGAUUGCGCGCCUCCCUAAUUUGCGUCGGUUGAACGGUGGCGGUGAUAUUAGCGCAAAAGAACGCGAAGAAGCCGAACGCAAUUUUCUUCGUCGAUUUCAUGACUGCGAAGUGAAGCCAGCAAGGUAUCACGAGUUGCUAGAAAUUCACGGUCACGUGGCCCCGUUUGCUGAAGUGAAACUAGCUCCACCGAAAGUAGCCAAUGUUUGGGUAAGGUUUGGAGAGCAGCGCUGGAACGAAAAAAGCCUAUCAUUAUACAUGACUAUGAAAGAACUAAGAGAAAAAUUCAGCUUCACAGUCGGUCUUCCCGCGUCAAAACUGCGGCUCUGGCACAUUGAUAUCCAUCCCAUGCUUAUGCGUUUUCCUGCAAAAAGAUUGUACAGUUACAACUUGAAAGAUGGCGACGAAAUCCUGAUCGAUGAGAAAUUAUGUUGAUUUUUACUCUUUGUUUUGUCGUUCAACGUAAAUUGGUUGUGGAUCAAGCUGUGAAGUGAUUUUUCUCAUUGUUAGUUGGUAGCUUAAUUUGGGGGAAGUAAUUAGUUAAUACCGGAAAUCAGAUGUAUUCCUAUCGUAUUGGUGAAAUCAUAGUAGUGAUAUAACACGCAUCGAAGUAGCCUAAACUUGUCCGAAUAUUUGUAAUUUGAGAACGCGCAUGCCGACGAACGCAUACCGAUUUUUAGUUUAGUAAAUAAAUUCACGAUCGUUCAAGUUA